Closterium sp. Naga37s-1 is the source of this 438-nucleotide messenger RNA. Lineage: Eukaryota; Viridiplantae; Streptophyta; Zygnematophyceae; Desmidiales; Closteriaceae. The record is from the annotation of a GenBank genome assembly.
AUGGCGGCAAUACAUAGUUUGCUACCAGCUGCAGCAGAUAAGGAGAGGAGAGAGGCGGAGGAAGAGGUGAAAUGGUGGGGGGGAAAUAUAGGGAGAGAAGAGAGGAGGAAUAUGAAGGGGCGGAGUGAGGGGAGGAGAAGAGAGGAGGAGGGUGAAGAGGCGGAAAGGGUGGGUGGAAAAGGCGGAGGUGGCAUGAAAGAGGCAAAGGAGGAGGAGGAGGAGGAGGAGGAGGAGGAGGAGGAGGAGGAGGAGGAGGAGGGUGAAGGGGCGGAUCGAGAGGGGGGAAGGCACCACGAGGGGAGGGGAAGGCACCUACGAGGAGGGGAAGGAGGGCGGUCGCAAGAAGGUGAGGCUGAGUGGCGGUGGGCAGGGUGCGUGCACGUCAACGAAGGGCAAAGGGCGCGCGCGCGACGAUGGGGAACAGGCACGCGCGCAUGA